Molecule: messenger RNA, 2386 nt
Organism: Raphanus sativus (radish)
Lineage: Eukaryota; Viridiplantae; Streptophyta; Magnoliopsida; Brassicales; Brassicaceae
Product: endo-1,4-beta-xylanase 5-like
Exons: 9
Coding region: 198-1895 (565 amino acids)
Biological process (GO): carbohydrate metabolic process
Molecular function (GO): hydrolase activity, hydrolyzing O-glycosyl compounds
Source: RefSeq, a predicted model, not a curated record
AAAAGAAAGAAACGUACGAAAAUGGGUUAAUAACUUGAAGUGAAAGCAUCCUCCCGUGGGGAAAGACAGUACUAGAGGAGUAUAUAAAAGCACGAGUUCACAUGAAGCACUUUGACACACAACCCACCGACUUCGCGUAUAACAAUAUCAUCACGUGAACUCACUAAAUAGGAUUUUUUGUGUUCUUGCUCUGAAUCAUGAAACAUUCUUCCAUCAUUGGUUUCAUUUUCUGCGCCAUUUAUUCGCUCCACACCGCCUUCAUACUUGUUUCUUCUUCAAACGAUGGACCUUUCUACGAUUCUACUGCCUAUACACAGUGUAGAGCAGAACCAGAGAAACCACUUUACAAUGGAGGGAUGCUGAAAGACGAAGAAGCUUCUGCGUCAGGCAGAGACACUCUCAGAAGCGUUGGUGCUCGCUACACACCAGCUUACAUAUUGCGUAAUCUCACGCAAAACACCAUCUAUUGCUUCUCCAUUUGGGUGAAGAUAGAGGCUGGUUCUGCAUCAGCAGAUCGUGUAAGAGCAAAGUUGAGAUCAGACAACGCCACAUUAAACUGCGUAGGUUCUGUAUCUGCAAAACAAGGUUGCUGGUCUUUCCUCAAAGGCGGCUUCCUUCUUGACUCUCCUUCCCAGCUAUCCAUCCUCUUCUUUGAGACAUCAAACGACGAUGGUAAAACUCAAUUAGAAGUUGCGAGUCCAUCUCUUCAGCCCUUCACGCAGGACCAAUGGAAGAACAACCAAGAUUACUUCAUUAACACUGCGAGAAAAAGAGCAGUGACAAUUCACGUGGCCGGAGAAAACGGAGAGAGCGUUGACGGAGCAAUGGUGAACGUGGAGCAGAUCUCUAAAGACUUCCCCAUUGGUUCAGCUAUCUCCAAAACAAUCCUCGGAAACAUUCCUUACCAAGAGUGGUUCGUGAAGAGAUUCGACGCGACGGUGUUCGAGAACGAGCUGAAAUGGUACGCGACGGAGCCACAUCAAGGCGAACUCAACUACACAUUCGCCGAUCAGAUGAUGAACUUCGUCAGGGCCAACAGGAUCAUCGCUCGUGGCCACAACAUCUUCUGGGAAGAUCCCAGAUACACUCCCGGGUGGGUUCGCAAUCUAACCGGGGAAGAUCUCCGGUCCGCGGUUAACCAACGUAUAAGAAGCCUUAUGACACGAUACAGAGGAGAGUUCGUGCACUGGGACGUGAGCAACGAGAUGCUACACUUCGACUUCUACGAGAGCCGGCUGGGGAAGAACGCUUCGUACGGAUUCUUCGCGGCGGCGCGUGAGCUCGACUCGCUCGCGACUCUGUUUCUGAACGAUUUCAACGUGGUGGAGACUUGCAGCGACGAGAGGUCAACGGUUGACGAGUACAUAGCGAGGGUCAGGGAGCUCGAACGGUACGACGGAGGAGGUGUGGUGAGGAUGGACGGAGUCGGGCUAGAGGGUCAUUUCACGAGGCCUAACGUGGCGCUGAUGAGAGCCAACCUCGACAAACUCGCCACGCUUGAGCUUCCUGUAUGGCUCACUGAGAUUGAUAUCAGCUCAACCCUCGAUCACAGCACUCAGGCGAUUUAUUUGGAGCAAGUGUUACGUGAAGGAUUCUCCCACCCAUCGGUGAACGGUAUAAUUCUAUGGACCGCACUUCACCCUAAUGGCUGUUACCAAAUGUGCCUCACAGACGAUAAGUUCCGCAACCUUCCCGCCGGCGACGUGGUGGAUCAGAAGCUUCUAGAAUGGACUACCGGUGAAGUUAAGGCAAAGACGGACGACCAUGGUUCCUUCAGCUUCUUGGGAUUUUUGGGAGAGUAUAAAGUCAGCAUCAUAUACGAGGGUAAAACGGUGAAUUCGUCUUUCUCGCUGUCUCGAGACCCUGAGACCAAACAUGUCAGGCUCCGAAUCUAACGUGUGUUUAUGUGUUAAGAUGCUCUGCUAAUCUUAUAUGGUCGAUAGAUACACUUAAAGUCUAGGAAUAUCUAUAAAUGAAUUUAAACUAAAUGUACUGGUGGUAGUGGAGACAAAAGUGACAACAGCUCAAUAAAGGACAUGAAGUGAGACACUACUUUGCUCUGUGGCGUGGGAAAACUUCUAUAAAUUUUUUAUAGAAAUUUCUGACAUACGGAGACAUCAAAUCAGUAGAAUCGUCAAAAAGUAAAUAAAAAAGAUAAGUGGCAUGAUUCAAAACACACUGCAAUGAACUGUGAGGUCCAGCUUGUGUCUGGCAACAUUAUCAUAUAGACUUAUUUAACUCUCCAAGAUUUAAGUACACCAACCAACACAAUAAAUGUUGAUUUCAAUUAACGGGUUCGUUUCUUAAUUUCUGGCGCUUUAGAUCUACAACAAACCCAUUCGAGAUGAUUAAAUGAUCACAAAAACAUAUCUCACAAUGUCGAAAA